Messenger RNA from Ochotona curzoniae (black-lipped pika), 9186 nucleotides. Its product is annotated as AF4/FMR2 family member 4-like. Gene Ontology annotation, biological process: regulation of gene expression. Bases 1 to 3567 code for a protein of 1188 amino acids. The transcript has 21 exons. The record is from RefSeq and is a predicted model, not a curated record. NCBI's taxonomy places the organism in Eukaryota, Metazoa, Chordata, Mammalia, Lagomorpha, Ochotonidae. Gene Ontology annotation, cellular component: nucleus; super elongation complex.
AUGUUCCAUGAAUAUCUGCCCAUUGUCCCAACUUUGUUUUAUCUUCAGUUUCCACUAAUUUGUCUAAUCCACAACAUGAACCGUGAAGACCGGAAUGUGCUGCGUAUGAAAGAACGGGAAAGGCGGAAUCAGGAAAUUCAGCAGGGCGAAGACGCCUUCCCACCCAGCUCUCCUCUCUUUGCUGAGCCUUACAAAGUUACUAGCAAAGAAGAUAAAUUAUCAAGUCGCAUUCAGAGUAUGCUUGGAGACUACGAUGAAAUGCAGGAUUUCAUAGGAGAUAGAGCUAUACCAAAGCUUGUAGCAAUUCCCAAGCCUACAGUACCGCCAACCACAGAUGAAAAAUCAAAUCCAAAUUUCUUUGAACAGAGACAUGGAGGUUCUCAUCAGAGUAGCAAAUGGACUCCAGUAGGACCUGCACCCAGCACUUCUCAGUCUCAGAAACGGUCGUCUGGCUUGCAAAGUGGACAUAGUAGCCAGCGGACCAGUGCGAGCAGCAGUAGCACCAACAGCAGUGGCCAGAGGCAUGACCGUGACUCAUACAGCAGCAGUGGGAGCAGUAGCCGGAAAAAAGGCCAGCAUGGAUCAGAACACUCCAAAUCACGUUCGUCUAGCCCUGGAAAGCCCCAGGCUGUUUCUUCAUUAAGCUCUAGUCAUUCCAGAUCUCAUGGGAAUGAUCACCAUAGCAAGGAACAUCAGCGUUCCAAAUCUCCUCGGGACCCUGAUGCGAACUGGGACUCUCCCUCUCGCGUACCGUUUUCAAGUGGGCAGCAUUCAAAUCAGGCUUUCCCACCUUCAUUGAUGUCAAAGUCCAGUUCCAUGUUACAGAAACCCACUGCCUAUGUGCGGCCCAUGGAUGGACAGGAGUCCAUGGAACCCAAACUGUCCUCUGAGCACUACAGCAGCCAAUCCCAUGGCAACAGCACAACCGAACUGAAGCCCAGCAGCAAAGCCCAUCUCACCAAGCUGAAAAUCCCUUCCCAACCACUGGAUGCUUCAGCUUCUGGUGAUGUGAGCUGUGUGGAUGAAAUCCUUAAAGAGAUGACGCAUUCAUGGCCUCCCCCUCUAACGGCUAUUCAUACUCCAUGCAAAACAGAACCUUCCAAAUUUCCUUUUCCAACCAAGGAGUCACAGCAGUCCAAUUUUGGCCCUGGAGAUCAAAAAAGAUAUAACCCUUCUUCAAAAUCUUCAAAUGGGCACCAGCCUAAAUCAAUGCUAAAAGAUGACUUAAAACUCAGCAGCAGUGAGGACAGUGAUGGCGAACAGGAUUGUGACAAAACAAUGCCCAGGAGUACACCCGGAAGUAAUUCUGAACCCUCCCAUCAUAAUAGUGAAGGGGCAGAUAACUCCAGAGAUGAUUCUAGCAGCCACAGUGGAUCAGAAAGCAGCUCUGGAUCUGACUCCGAGAGUGAAAGCAGUUCCAGUGACAGUGAGGCGAAUGAGCCGUCCCAGAGCGCGUCGCCCGAGCCUGAACCACCACCAACAAACAAAUGGCAGCUUGAUAAUUGGUUGAAUAAAGUGAACCCCCAUAAAGUGUCUCCAGCAUCUUCUGUGGAUAGUAACAUCCCAUCAUCUCAAGGCUACAAAAAGGAGAGCCGAGAUCAGGGCCCUGGGAGUGGCUACACUGACACCAGCGCGCCGAAAGAGACGAGUUCUGCUACUCCCGGGCGGGACUCCAAAACCAUCCAGAAGGGGUCAGAGAGUGGGCGCGGCAGGCAGAAGUCUCCUGCACAGGGUGACAGCACAACACAGAGGAGAACUGUAGGCAAAAAGCAACCUAAAAAGGCUGAGAAGGCAGCUGUUGAAGAACCCCGAGGAGGCCUGAAGAUAGAGAGUGAGACCCCGGUGGACAUGGCUGCCAGCCUGCCGUCCAGCAGGCACAAAGCAGCCACCAAGGGCUCAAGGAAACCCAAUAUAAAGAAGGAGUCUAAAUCUUCCCCUCGGCCUCCAGCAGAGAAAAAGAAAUACAAGACGGCAAGUAAAUCUUCCCAGAAAUCCCGGGAAAUCAUAGAGACAGAUACCUCAUCCUCGGAUUCAGAUGAAAGUGAGAGCCUGCCUCCUUCCUCGCAGACGCCCAAGUACCCUGACAGCAGCAGGACUCCAGUGAAACCCUCCUCAGUGGAGGAAGAAGAUAGCUUUUUUAGGAACCGAAUGUUCUCUCCUAUGGAAGAGAAGGAACUUCUGUCACCCCUCAGUGAGCCUGAUGACAGGUAUCCUCUUAUUGUGAAGAUUGACCUGAAUCUCUUGACUAGAAUACCAGGGAAGCCUUACAAAGAAACAGAGCCACCCAAGGGGGAGAAGAAAAAUGUGCCAGAGAAGCACACACGGGAGGCCCAGAAGCAAACCUCAGAGAAGGGCUCCAACAAGGGCAAGAGGAAACACAAGAGUGAUGAUGAUAACCGAGCCAAUGAGAGCAAGAAACCUAAAACAGAAGAUAAGAAUUCAACAAGCCACAAGCCAUCCAGCAACAGAGAGUCAUCUAAGCAAAGUGCUGUGAAAGAAAAGGACUUGUUGCCUUCCCCUGCUGGGCCUGUGCCUUCGAAAGAUCCCAAAUCAGAGCACAGCUCUCGGAAGAGGACUAUCAGUCAGUCUUCGUCCCUCAAGUCCAGCAGCAACAGCCACAAGGAGAACAGUGGCAGCAGCAAGAGCAGCUCCUCCACGUCAAAGCAGAAGAAGACUGAAGGGAAGACUUCCAGCAGCUCCAAGGAGGUGAAGGAAAAGGCUCCAAAUAGUGCCUCUAACUGUCCUCCGUCUACACCGACUCCUGACACGUCUAAGCCUCGGAGAACAAAGCUUGCCUUUGAUGACAGAAGUUACUCAGCCGACCACUAUUUACAAGAAGCAAAGAAGCUAAAGCACAAUGCAGAUGCAUUGUCGGAUAGGUUUGAGAAAGCCGUGUACUAUCUUGAUGCUGUGGUGUCUUUUAUUGAAUGUGGGAACGCGUUGGAGAAGAAUGCUCAGGAAUCCAAAUCCCCGUUUCCUAUGUAUUCAGAGACAGUGGAACUCAUCAAGUACACUAUGAAGCUGAAGAGUUACCUGGCACCAGAUGCUACAGCUGCAGACAAAAGGCUCACAGUCCUCUGCCUGCGCUGCCAGUCUCUGCUGUACCUGAGGCUGUUUAAGCUGAAGAAGGAAAAUGCUCUGAAAUACUCGAAGACACUCACGGAGCACCUAAAGAAUUCCUACAAUAAUUCUCAAGCACCAUCCCCCGGUUUGGGAAGCAAAGCUGUUGGGAUGCCCUCCCCUGUUUCUCCCAAGCUGUCGCCAGGCAAUUCAGGAAGUUACUCCUCUGGGGCCAGUAGUGCUUCAGCAAGUGGCUCGUCAGUGACCAUUUCACAGAAGAUCCACCAGAUGGCAGCCAUCUAUGUGCAGGUUACAUCCAACUUCCUCUAUGCCACCGAAAUUUGGGACCAAGCUGAACAGCUUUCCAAAGAGCAGAAAGAAUUCUUUGCUGAACUGGAUAAGGUGAUGGGCCCACUCAUCUUUAACGCGAGCAUCAUGACAGAUCUGGUCCGUUACACCCGGCAGGGACUGCACUGGCUCCGCCAGGAUACCAAGUUGAUGUCUUGAACUGAACAUAUUCUUGAUGCCUCUGAUUUUUCUCCACAACACUGUGUCACAUCACAAAGGAAACUGCCAUAACCAUGCCACCUAGUUGACACUAAGAAUGAGGAACGAUUUUCUCCUCCUUGGUCCGUGUGUUGUUUUUAAUAACCCAAAACCAUCGUUUCAGUUGACCCUUUCAACAUGUCCAAUGUGAAAAAUUAUUUAAAUGCAGCACAGUUGCAAGAUGCUUUAUAAUAAGAUCGAAAUACCAGUUGUGAUUCAUAACUAAGGAAAUGAAAUUCUAUUUAUUUUAAUUUUUCUAAGUUCCCAGAUUGGGGCUUGUUUGAAACGUUAAUUAUUUCUGCCUAUAAAUUUACUCUAUUGAAUAUUUAGCAUAAAUUUAAUGUAAACAUUUUUAUUUAUAUACUUUGGGAAGUUUGUUACCUAAUAAUGUCUUUUUGUGGUAGCUCUUCUAAGAGUUAAGAGUUGGUUCAUCUAGAACAUGGACCUGUGUGUCUAUUCCUACUACCUGAAUAUUAUUUCAAAUCUUAACUACAAUUUUAUUAUUGUAGAAUUGAUGCUUAGUAUUAAGGAUAUUAUACACAUGAAAAAUCACUUAAAUAUGAGAUGUCAUUCUAUGUGGAUGUGAAAUGAAAUGUGUCUGAUUUGGUAUGCAUUACUUCAGAAACUGUGAAUGUGUGUUUAUAACACUAGAACAAUCACAAGGUGUCUAGGACUUGCAUUUAAUGCAUUACAGAAGAGAAAAGGCAGCUUCCCGGGAGAGUGAUAGCAUACUGAAUGGUUUCAUAAAAGGACAAUCUUGAACUAUAGGGGUUUUAUUAUAAAACCGUGUGUUCUUUUUUGCUGUCAAUCAUUUGACACUUAAUUGAAGCAGAGUAAAUUACUAUGGGGAAAAAAAGCAAAAGAUGGUCCAUCUCCUGAGGGUUGUUGCCGGUGUCUCUUGAAUUGAUAUUUGAAGGUUACAAAUCUCUCUGCCAGUUUCCUUGUCUCGUACUAGAUUGUACUGUUCUGACAAGAGCCUGCGGCGAGUGCUGUGGCGUGGGCUGGAGCUUCGAGGGGUGUGCUUUUGCUGUUCAGCUUACAGUUCUAAUGCCCAAUGGGGAGAUGAUGAGUUUUUCUCCUUUUUAAACAUAUCUUGUAUUUACUCCCUUUGUAUUGCGAAGGCCCUCAUCAAUGAUGUAUGUUUCUGAUGGUAUCAGAAAAUUUGCGCUAGAAAAACACAUCACUCGGUUCAUGCUGAGCUCUCUGGGGAAGCAGAGGGAGCAGGGGCCAAGCUUGGGAACCAGCUCUGUAAGAACUGUGUCUCCAGGUUCCUUUCCCUGUCACAUGCAUGUAGGAAUCAAGGGUGACAGAUGGACCUUCCAUAUUUUAUUUGUGACACCCCUCUCUUGUCUCGUGUGCCUUAAAUCUUACCUUUCAAUGAAAACUCUAUGGAUUGUUUACAGAUGAAGUUUUACACUAGAAGCAUACCGCCCAUACGUAGUUGGUCUUCUAUAGUAAUAUUAAAUUCUCUUUCCUUUCAAAUCUUCUUUUAGGGCCACAUCUGUUUUUCCAGUCAAUCUAACGCUUUUGUACAUGACUUAGUCUAACUAGUUGGAUAAUGCUGCUUCAAAAAAUAAUUUGUCCUUCUUCUCAUUCCAAAAAUGAAUCCGUCCAACCCAGGAGAGAAGGAAAAAAAAAAAAACAUGGCCCUACUGCACGUAGAUGGUGGCUGAGGCCUGAAAUUGGAAAGGGAGAAGAUGGGCGGAAAAUCUCAACAUUCAAUGGUGCAGUGAAUCUUUUUUUGUCUCCGAGUCUCUUUUACACUUCUUUCUGAAACUAGUGAACUCGCAUCGUCCUGUGACCUGCUCUGUACCACGUUUGUUUGUUUUUUUUUUAAUGUAUCAUUAACAGUUGAGAUCUGUAAAUUAUGUUGGAUUUAACCUUUUUCUCUUGGAGAAAUUGCCUCUUAAAUCUUUCUGAUUGAACCUUAGUGUGUCCUAGGAACAAUUUUCCUUAAGAGGACAACUUCUCCCAGUGCUCAGAAUCGUAAAUUAGUGAGAAACACCUUGUGAAUCCAGUCACGCACGUGCCCUGUCCGUCUGCCGUGUCUGACGCCAAGCCUGCCACUCGCUGUGAUGUCUUCGGAAUGGAAUCCAUGCCUGCUGGGCUCCUGGCCUUCUCAGCAGCCGCAGUCAGCAGGAGCCCUCUGCGCCCUGAUGUGUUCCGGCUUGCUGUGUGCCCUGACAGGCAACCAGAGCACUUCUCGGGCCCCACUGAUGCUUUGUGAAAGCAGUUUCCGGAUGUCUUAUGGUGCUGCUCCACAGAUAUAUUCUCCUUAAAAGUGUUCAUUCUUAGAAAAUGAAUUGUUCAAGCUUUUCAUUGUGGAAGGUUUUUCCCAGCAGGUGGUAAUGGGCAAUACAUCAAAAUUGCCUCCCAAACAGCUGAAUCUUCACCCUCCUAGUCUGUGGAAAUGCUACUUCCUCUCUUGCAUGUCUGUCUGCUGCAGCGUUCCGUGUCGUCCUCUGCUCUGGCGCAUACUCGGGUCUCCUUAAAGGCGACCACUCCUUCCCCCACAGUACGUGUCCUCCGUGUCUCCUCACCAUUUAGAACUCAAUUUUGACAAGUGGCAGAAAAACUUUUUGUUCGAGACUGACACUUCAUAUGUAGAAAUUAUAGAAAUAGCACCUAUUUCUACAAUUCCUCUGUGGACUGCUCUUGUUAGCCCACACUUGUUUGCCUGGAGGCAGCAGCCCACACCACUGGACCCUUUACAGGCCACCAGCGACCCGCUUGUGGUGGACAAAGCUGUCUCAGCAGCCUUGCCAGGCCUAGCUGCGCAGUGGGGAGCGCGCCCUCCAGGCGAUUCAGGCUCCCCCAGCCCAGCCCGAGCUCCAGUCUGCAAAGAGUCCAGCCCUUCCCUUGCCUCAGUGCCACCUUUUCCUGAGCAGGGAGCCAAGAAAGUGACUUUUCGAGCAGUGAGUACUUCCGAGAAAUUCAUAGUUGUAGUUGCUGAAGAGUGGAGAAGACCAGCCACCACUGAUUGCCUUCUCCGGUAUCCACGCAGCUUAGGGUGAUGAUGCACGCCCACGCCCACGCCCACACCUGUCCUUCUAGGGGAGCUCUCACAUCAGAGACUCCGCAGGGGCCUGGGCUGCACUUGGAGUGACACACUUGUGGCUUUAUUAGAUUCACUGUUUCUGUUUUAAUUGUUGUUUGUUUCCUUUCAUUCACGGUUGAAUCAGCUAGCCCAGAAAGCAUUUUGUGCAAAAUUGACAGAAACUUUGGUACAUUAACUCGUAGUGGAUGAGCUUGCGUUGCGCAGCAAGAGCCUACAGAAGGCACCUGUUAGGACGGAAGUGCUGGCCCCAGCGGCCAGGGCUCAGUGGAGUCUCAGAGCAGCCGGUGAGCACUCCACAGAGUGAUGCUUCGUUGUGCAGGGGAGGGCGCCCGGUGCACUCCUCUCAGCAUGAGGGUAUGCAAUGUUGGAUCUUAAGAUUAUGUACACAUACACACUUAUAUAUAUAUGUAUGUAUGUAUGUAUGGAAACAUGAAAUUAGUUCGUCAAAAUGUGUGUGUUUAGUAUUUUAGCUUAGUGCAGCUAUUUCCACAUUAUUUAUUAAAUUGAUCUAAGACACUUUCUUGUUGACACCUUGAAUUUUAAUGUUCAAGGGUGCAAUGUGUAUUCCUUUAGAUUGUUAAAGCUUAAUUACUAUGAUUUGUAGUAAAUUAACUUUUAAAAUAUAUUUGAGCCCUUCUGUAGUGUAAUAGGGCUCUCAUGGGGUGGGGAGGGGGGAAGAAUUUUACUUUUCCAAUUGCUGUUUGAGCAAAAUGGCUUCAUUGUGUAUGUUGAUUUAUAGGGGUUUGUGUCUGGUCCCCAGGAACAUCAUUUGGGGUUGGGGGGGUGACUGUUCUAGAAAGAUUGUGAUGCCUUGGGUUUAAAAAACAAAAAAUCCAAGUGACCUGGGGAGCCAGUGCAUUUGAAAUCCAUACAGACUCGUGUAACUCAUCCUCCCAAAUGAAUGGAACCCAGACUUCAGUGUCACAUAUCAGUGUGUUGAAGAGGCAACUUUUCUUCCAAUAAACUGCAUAUGGAAGGUUGCUCUUCAGGAAAUCAACAGAAAAGCUUGGGUGGCUUGAAAUAUACAGGGACAAGAGGCCAAAUGGGUCAGGUUUGUGAGCAUGCUCAGUAAUGGAGAAUUCUGCUUUGAGACCUUAACCCUAAAACCAAGCGACAGGAAGAGUGCUAUCAGUAAAGCGGAAGCUGGUCUUAGUUCCUAUUGACAUGAACCCUGUGAUUAAUAGUAAACUCGUCUCCAGAAAAGGGAAUACUAAGAAUAGCUGUAUCUUAAUGCAAUGUGGUCACAGGAUAAGGUGUCUGCGUUGUCUGAAGUCGUAUCACUCUUAGGGGCAGCCUAAACCUGUAGCUUCAGACAUCGCCAUGCAAGGGAGUUGGCUUUGAGGAUCGCGAGCGUUGGUCUGUCCUUGCCACCACCGUGCCGCUGAGCAUGAACUGCCGCUCUGAGCACAGAGCUUCCUGAACGAGAGCGGGAAAGCUUCUGCCCAGAAACUCCCGUCACCCCGAGUUUGGGUCUUACUGUUUCCGUGUGAGGUGUCCUUGCAGCUUUUAGUCAUUGGAGUUUUCUGUGUUCCUUUCUGGAGAUGAGCUAUUUGAAAAUACUGCCUUUCCAAUCAGUGCCAUGGUUAUCUAUAUUGUUGAGUUUGUUGUUGCUGUUCAAGAAGUGUCCCCUUUAUACAACUUUUUGCACGCACCUGGCAAAUCACCGACCUGAGCAUUCAGCAGUACUGGGGUACGGGGGAGGGGUGUGGGAGGCUCACGGACAGAGCUGGCCCGACUGGCAGUACCUAGAAAGGCACCACCUCGGGAGGGCCGGACGUGGGCUUGGUAAGCACAGGUAUGAACAUGAAAACUUUCUAUCUAGCCUCCGUUUUGAGUGGUUUUAAGAAAUUUUGUAUAUGGAGGGUGGAAAUGCUUAUAUAUUUAUUAAAAGUUCUUUUAUUUGAAAUUAAAAUUAUUUGGUAAAUAACGGUUUGAUAUUUGGGGAGGGUUUUGGAGGGGAAAUGACGCCGCUGAGAAAUCUUAAAGCCGUUGCUUCUGCAGCAAGGUACUGUUAGUGAGGGGGGUGCCCUUGUUUUGUACAGGACCCAGCUGUUUUUGUUACAUUCUUUUAUCCCAAAUAUUAAGGCAUCUGACAUUCUCAACCAAAAUUUCAAUUAUAUACUGUGGGGUUUUUUUUUCUUUGUUGCAAUACAUUAAAAUUUCAGAGGUACUUUGGGGUUCUAAAGCUAGAAUUUCUAAGUCAGUAUGUGCAUUUCACAUAAUAAAGCUGUUAAUGGUGAGCAAAGUAUUAUAAUACUAACUAGAUUUUUCCACAUCUGUAUAGUAUAUUAUAUGUAUUUUGUGGUAUUGAGAUUAUAGAAAGUUUAGAGUGUCAAACAUGCGUUUAAUGUGUAUUUUUAAACAAAUUUAUGGCAAUUAAAAUAUUUGGAGACAAGGGUAUCACAUUUCAAUUUGUAAAGAUCUUUUUAACUCUACUGUGUCAUUAAGAUGCUUUGUAUAAUGCCAAACCAUAGCUGGAGAGACUAAGUUUAAUAAAUAUCAAAUAGAUUUUCUGUAUUAAA